Brenthis ino (lesser marbled fritillary) is the source of this 291-nucleotide messenger RNA. NCBI's taxonomy places the organism in Eukaryota, Metazoa, Arthropoda, Insecta, Lepidoptera, Nymphalidae. The record is from the annotation of a GenBank genome assembly.
AUGUGUUCCCGGUAUUUUUAUUUGAAUUUAGAAAUAAAUUUGAGCUCAUCAGGAACGCCAGAGCUGAUUGUACAAAGUAUAUUACAACAAGCAAUUCGUGAGCUAUUUGGCGAGUGUUGUGGCGCACGUGCUGACGUGUUGCGUGUAAGUGUGAGCCCGGUACGGACUGAGCCUGCACGUGUGCUAUUGCGCGUGCGUUCGCCACAUCUGCGACACCUGCGCGCUGCUAUCGCGUUGUCCCCGGCUAAUAUACGUGUGAUUGCUGAAGCACCCACUUUGCAAGCACUUGUU